UCAUUCAAGACAUGUCAAACUCUACCAUGAUUUCAAAAGCACCACAGUGGUGCUUGGUAAUUUUGUUUGUUCCCAUCGUCACAAUUCUCGGGUCGCGUCUCUACCGAAUUUUGAGAGUUGGAUCGCCGACUCGCAACAAUAAAGCCAUAAAACUACCUUGGCAGACUACGACCCUUUUACUCUUGAUGACGUCUCUCUCGCCCUCGCCCAAGUACCUCAUCCGUACCAAUCACUAUUUACAGCGCAAGCUAUCUUCAACAUCUGGUGCACGGCAUUUGCGAAGCUUUCGGUCGUUUCGGAUCUUCAUUUAAUCUCAACUGAAGCCCUUAAGCCUAUGCUAAACGUUCUCAUCGUUGUUU
Messenger RNA from Periconia digitata, 359 nucleotides. NCBI's taxonomy places the organism in Eukaryota, Fungi, Ascomycota, Dothideomycetes, Pleosporales, Periconiaceae. The record is from the annotation of a GenBank genome assembly.